This is a messenger RNA of Eimeria mitis, 2460 nucleotides long. RefSeq lists its product as uncharacterized. Lineage: Eukaryota; Apicomplexa; Conoidasida; Eucoccidiorida; Eimeriidae. The record is from RefSeq and is a predicted model, not a curated record.
AUGUCUCCGUCAGCAGCUGAGGCUGCAUCGGGAGAGCAGCCCCUUCUGACUGUGCAGCAAGAACAGCAGCAGCAACAGCAACCGAGGCAGCAGCAGCAGCAGCAGCAACAGCAACAGCAGCAUGAACGCCUGCAGCUGCACCAGCACGGUGACCCAAUAAACCAGCAGCAGCAGCAGCAGCAGCAGCAGAAAGAGGACAGCCCCACCUGGGCUGCACUUGCGGAGGAGUUGAGACGGCAGCAGCAGCAGCAGCAGCAGCAGCAGCAGCAGCAGCAUGAACGCCUGCAGCUUCACCAGCACGGUGACCCAAUAAACCAGCAGCAGCAGCAUCAGCAGCAGCAGCAGCAGCAGCAGAAAGAGGACAGCCCCACCUGGGCUGCACUUGCGGAGGAGUUGAGACUUGAGCAGCAGCGCAGGGCGCCGCAGGAGCAGCAGCAGCAGCAGCAGCAGCAACAGCAGCAACAACAGCAGCAACAGCAACAGCAGCAACAGCCAGAGGGAACAGAACGCCAGCAGCUGAAGCUGCUGCAGCGGCAGCUACACAGGGAGCAGGAGCCCGAGGAGGACCAGCAGCAGCAGCAGCAGCAACAGCAGCAGCAGCAGCAGCAGCUGUUGCUGCAGCGACAAAAACCUCGCUCUGCAGAACGAUUUUGCCUAAAACAGCAGCAGCAACAGCAACAGCAACAACAGCCAGAGGGAACAGAACGCCAGCAGCUGAAGCUGCUGCAGCGGCAGAUACACAGGGAGCAGGAGCCCGAGGAGGACCAGCAGCAACAGCAGCAGCAACAGCAGCAGCAGCAGCAGCAGCAGCUGUUGCUGCAGCGACAAAAACCUCGCUCUGCAGAACGAUUUUGCCUAAGAGAGACAAGAACUGCUGCAGCAGCAGCAGCUGCUGCUGCUGCUCCUGCUGCUGCUGCUGCUGCUGUUGCUGCAGAGACACCCGAAGAGACACCCGAAGGUAUCCCCCGCAGCCUGAAGAAGGGGCUCAGUCUGCCCGCCCCCAUCACAGCAACAGCUUCAGUCCUCCAGCAGCAGCAGCAGCAGCAGCAGCAGCAGCAGCAGCAGCAGCAGCAAUACAAGCAGCACCAUAGACAACGCCGCAGACUUCUGCAGCAGCAGAUGAAGCAGCAGCAGCAGCAGCAGCAGCAGCAACAGCAGCAGCAGCAACAGCUUAUACUGAGACAGCUACCAGCAAGAUUGGCUCUGCUGCAGCAGCAGCGGCAGCAGAAACAGCAGAAGCAGCAAUCCUUGCAGCAAACAGGUCAGCAGCAGCAGCAGCAGCAGCAGCAGCUGCAGGAGUUGCUGCAGCUGCAGGCCCAACGUCCCCAGCAACUGCAGCACCAACUGCAGCAGCAGCAGCAGCAGCAGCAGCAGCAGCAGCAACUAACACCUACUUUCUCCGUCGGCUCUCUAAGAAAAAAACCCCCCAGCAGAUGGAAGCGGCCCUCCCCCUUUGGUCUCCGCGUUGACUUUCCUGUUAACCCUUUGCUGCAGCCGCUGCUGCUAGACACCAACCCAUUCCUUGACUCACGCCCCACAUACAAAGGCAGCACCAAGCUGUAUGAGGUGCAUGUACAGCGCAAGGGGGAGGAGCUGCUAGAGGACGGGCAGCUGCAGCAGCUGCAGCUGAUGAAGAAGCCACAGCAGCUGCUGCUGCACCAUGAACAGCAGCAGCAGCAGCAGCAGGAACAACAGCUACUGCUGCACCAUGAACAGCAGCAGCAGCAGCAGCAGCAGCAGCUAUUGGUGCACCAAGAACAGCAGCAGCGGGUGACCCCCUAUGGGCUUCUUGCUAAGAUAGCCAGCAGCAGCAGCAGCAGCAGCAGCAGCAGCAGCAGCAACGAGGCCGCCGAGGAGCAUCUCAAGGGGCAUUUGCUGCUGCAGCAUCGCUGCAGCAGCAGCGGCGGAAGCACCGGAGAUAUUCAGCAGAGCUGCGGCUGCUGGGUAGACAGCAACAGCAGCAGCAACUGCUGCUGCUGCAGCGGCAGCAACAGCAGCAGCAGCAGCAGCAGCUUGCAGCAACGCUGCUGCAGCGGGAACAGCAGCUUCCUUGCUACCACCCCGACCUUUGAGGAGUUGGUGGAGGCGCAGCUGCGGCAGCCAGCAGCACUUUAUCUGCCCCGCCGAGCGCUGCAGCAGCAGCAGCAGCAGCAGCAGCAGCAGCAGCAGCAGGAGCAGCAGCAGCUGCAGCAGACUCUGCUGCAGAGCCAUGACCUCUCCCUGCCUCUAGGCUGCUGCUGCCCUGCAACAGAAGAGCAUGCGGCGCUGCAGCAGAAGCAGCAGCAGCUUCAUCAUCAGCAGCGGCUGCUGCUGCUGCAGCAGCAAAGCCCCACAACAGACCGCAUGCAUAUAUUAUCACCACUGACAUCUCGGUUUCAGCAGCAGCAGGGUGACUCUACAACAGCAGCAGCAGCAGCAGCAGCCACCACUGACAUCUCGGUUUCAGCAGCAGCAGGGUGA